Molecule: messenger RNA, 840 nt
Organism: Saccharomyces mikatae IFO 1815
Lineage: Eukaryota; Fungi; Ascomycota; Saccharomycetes; Saccharomycetales; Saccharomycetaceae
Gene: TDA4
Product: Tda4p
Exons: 1
Coding region: 1-840 (279 amino acids)
Biological process (GO): lipid homeostasis
Cellular component (GO): membrane; endoplasmic reticulum
Source: RefSeq, a predicted model, not a curated record
AUGAAUGCCAACUCUACCGCGACAGCAAUCGGCCUCACUAGUCCCUUCCAGAAGCUGUCCUUCUUCCCUCAAUCGUCUAACUUGAUACUCGUCCAUUUACAUGAGAUCAUCUUCAGCUUCAUCUUCUACCAGCUCGCCUUCUCCAUCCUCGCACCGUUCUUGAAUAAGGUGAUCUUUCGCAAGCAUUACACCACGAUUCGUGAUCCGCUGCUGAAGAUCGAUUUCGAUGUCCACACCGUCUCGAUGAUCCAGGCUAUCGUUUCAAACACCACUUUAUUGCCCACGCUCACUACGCCAAUGCACUACAAUGUCGUCACUUACACAGAUUCAUAUAGUUCAAUGGUAUCUUCGCUCAGCGCAGGCUAUUUCAUAUGGGACUUGACCAUGUGUGUGCGUUACUUCAAGCUCUACGGUCUCCAAUUCACUGGCCAUGCCAUCGGCUCUGUAUACGUGAUGCUGUUGUCCUUAAGGCCGUUCUGCCAGCCCUGGAUAGGCAGAUUUCUUAUCUAUGAGGCCUCCACCCCCUUUGUCAACAUCAAUUGGUUCAUCAUGCAAUGCAACGCUAAGAGCAAGAACUCCAUCCCUCUGUGGUUUAAUGUUGUCAAUGGGCUCUUGCUCAUGACCGUGUUUUUUCUCGUCAGGAUAUGCUGGGGCUCCAUUGCAUCCGCUCUCUUGUUCAAGCAAAUGUGGAAUGUCAGAGAUGAGUUGCCCAAGGUGGCUGGUUUCACAAUGAUGUCAUUGAACAUUUUCAUGAACUUCUUGAACGUCCUUUGGUUCAAGAAGAUGAUUAAAAUCGCCAAGAAACUCGCAAAACCAGCCCCAACAUCAAAACUUGAUUAA